UGUGCCAGCGCUCCGCCAUAUUGACUGUUGUCUUGACUGGAGAAGAUAGUGAACAUUUGUGUUCCUAGAAGAAUCGAAACCGUGCUUUUAAACACCUCUAAACUUAGUGCAAACCUUGGCCAAAGGAUAUAUAUAUCCGACACCUGCGUGAUGGCGAGGAAGAAAAGCAAACAGCAAGGAGUCGGGAGCAAGGAGCUGGUUCCCGGACAACAGAGCAUAUCGAAGAGCCCCGUCUCUCCCGGAGAUACAGCUGGCGGAGAUGCAGGGCUGGAUAGACUGGCGGCCAGGGCGAAUCAGCCAAUGCACACCUGCUGCCUCCUGUGCCACCGUGAUUUUAAGGACUGGGGGGCCAGCUCUGCCAAUGGUCUGCCUGGGGGCCACGAAGCGAAGCUAGCUGACGCUGUCCCAGCCCUGUCCCAGGCCCUGCUCCGAGAGGUGCCGGGCCAGAAGCUGUCCGACACCGUGCCUUCGCUGAGCCAGUCUCUACUGGGAGAGGUACCGCUCUGGAUCUGCCAGAGCUGCCGGAAGAGCGUCGAGGAGGAAGAGAGACGGAGCGCACAGGAAACGGCUGCACCGGUUCCGUUGUCCCACUCAUCAUCGUGUAAGGCUCAGAGUUGUAGUGAAGGUUACCCAGAGCAGAGCUCCGUAGACUGGGACCCGUCUUCCUUCCUCUCAGCCCACAAACUUUCUGGUCUGUGGAACUCAGCUCACAGCAACGGAGGGAUCCACUGCAACCACAGCACUGCCUCGCACGCACAGCAAGGAACAGGGGGACCAGCGUGUCACGAGAAGCGAGUCUCUCACGAGACUCCUGGGAAAUCUGCUAAAACACCUGGGGCCAAAGUGUGCCCCUACAGUCACCCUUCUCAGAAUUCCAGUGGUUCGUCCCCCGGGAACCCGCUCUCUACCUCCGGGGACCUCUGUAAGACCACCCCAAAGCACUUCAAGACCAUGUGCCGACGACCAGCUCCGCCUGGUGAAGCAUUCCACCCCAGCGACCACCACCAACACUCAGACCUGUCUGUCCCCCCCAACAGCCCCACUGGCCUCUCCUCCUCUCAGCAUUCCUCUCUCCUGACCCUCAAGCAGAGCUCCGGAGGGCAGCAACACGGCCAUGUCACAUCCUCCUCCUCUCCCGGUCUAGCUGCUCACGCUCCCUUCUCCCCGCUGGUACCAAAGGUCCACGUCCCCACGGCAGGGGCCAAGCUGGGGGCCCUGGGUGGCCCUGACUGCCCAACAGCGGCCCUCCAUAAGCCCUUGGCAUGUAAGAACUCACACAUUCCUCCUGUGAACGGUCAGCACAGCAAACUGGGCUCCUCCGUGAUGGGCUGUAACCACCCCUGCAACGGCCACAGUGGGGGGGCACUGCCCUCUUCCAACGUGGGACACCUGACAGCUGGGCAACACCUGACCGCUGGUGCCUGCAGGGACCAGGCGUGUAAAGGACAUAAGCUGUCUAACGGGUUGGGGGGGUUGUGUCACCCCCCUUCGGAGCUGGAGGAGGGAGAGGACGAGGACUCGAGUUCUGAGAGGAGCUCCUGUGCUUCCUCCUCAAACAACCAGAAGGAUGGGAAGUACUGUGACUGCUGCUACUGUGAGUUCUUCGGACACAACGCGCCCCCGGCGGCUCCGACCAGCCGUAACUACACAGAGAUCCGUGAGAAGCUCCGGUCCCGUCUAACACGUCGUAAGGAGGAGUGUCUUCCCCAGAGACGUGACUCUGACCCGUCCGUGUCCACCUCCAUCGACCACCGAGACGUGGACGAGCUGCUGGACUUCAUCAACUCAGAGCACAAACCAGCCAACAGCGCUAAGGCUGCCAAGCGGGCACGCCAUAAACAGAAGAAGAAGGUGAUGUCAAAUGACAUGGAGAAGCAGACCCAGGCGGGUAGUGGUGAUGGUGAGGGAGCUGGUAGCGACCCCCCCUCCACCCCUCCAGAGCCCAGUGAGGACCCAGACCACCUCAGCCAGGAGGAGGAGGAUGUGGACGGGGAGUACGGUGAAGGCCCGGAGGCUAGUCGGCUGCUGGAGUGGCCCCAGCUGGAACUAGAGAGGGUCAACUCCUUCCUGACUUCUCGGCUAGAGGAGAUCAAAAACACCAUCAAGGACUCUAUCCGGGCCUCGUUCUCCAUGUACGACCUCAACCUGGAUGUGAAUGACUUCCCGAAGAAGGCUGCUACUCUGGAGGGCAACCAUCUUCUCUCCCACCUCAACGGCUCCUCCUGCUCUGACCUGCAGCAGAUAGACCUGGACCUGGCCCCUCUCUCCCUGGGUACCUUCAAGAGCCAUCUGGACCUGGUCAGCGGCUGGGAGGAGGCCCAUCCCCGGGACAACUCCCCCAUCGGCCCCAUCUCAACCCCCGCUAGUACUACUGUACCUGGGGUAGGGGGACCAGGGGUUGGUACUGGGGUGAAGAAUGUUCACAGGCUCCACACCACCCCCAGCCUCUCCAAGCUGAUCCGAGUGCACUCCCCAGAGAGUUACCCCUCUGCUAGGCCUGAGAAUAAACACCAGGCCCCUGCUUCGAUCCAGGCCUAUAUUAAGGUAGCUAAGCCUAAAGAGGAGACUCCAGCGGAGCCCAGGAACAUUACUAUCUCUACUCCUGGGGCUGGGGUUAAUGCUGGGGCUGGCAGGAACAUUACUAUCCCUACUCCUGGGGCUGGGGUUAAUGCUGGGGCUGGCAGGAACAUUACUAUCCCUACUCCUGGGGCUGGGGUUAAUGCUGGGGCUGGCAGGAACAUUACUAUCCCUACUCCUGGUGCUGGGGUUAAUGCUGGGACUGGCAGGAACAUUACUACCCCUACUCCUGGGGCUGGGGUUAAUGCUGGGGCUGGCAGGAACAUUACUACCCCUACUCCUGGGGCUGGGGUUAAUGCUGGGGCUGGCAAGCUGAAGAAGGGCAAGAAGCAGCAGCAACGGCAGGACCAGCUGCCUCCAGAACAGAACCAGACCAGACCCGGAUCCAAAGCAGCUGCAGAAUCUCAGAAAACUGGUUCUAACAGUUCUGAUGCUGUGGGUUCUAAGGCUGGUUCUGGUUCCAAACCACCACCUCACUCAGCUGAGAGCCAGAGAACCGGGCCAAGGAGGGCAGAGGAGACCAGGCCCACCCGGCAGCAGGCCACCAACGGGACAGUGAGUAACGCGGGUGCUCCCAGCACGCAAAGAGGGAAGGGGGAGGAGCAAGAGGCCAAAGGUCACUCUGUCACCUCAACCAAUCACAACCAAGUCCAGCAGCAGCAGCCCAAGGGGAAGAAUAAGAAGAACAAGAACAAGGGAGAGAAAACCAGCCGCAACAUUGACGAUGUGUUUCUCCCUAAAGACGUAGACCCAAAAGAAAUGGAUGAGAUUGAUCGUGAGGUGGAAUACUUCAAAAGGUUUUGCCUUGACUCUGCUAAACAGACCCGCCAGAAGGUUGCAGUAAACUGGUCCAACUUUACCCUUAAAUAGGUUCCUUUCAACUCAGCCCAGUAACUGACGGGUUCUAGGAAGCAGAACCCCCCCCCCCCCAACGUGACUAUGUCCAUACAACCCUGACGGCCUGAGGCCUUUUCUCUUUCCCACUCUUACUCCUCCUCCUUUUCUUUUCCCUCACCAAGCCAAGGGACCCUGGUGCAACACCGUUUUCCAUUCGUCAGGUCUGACAGCCGGGGAUCAUUCACACACGGGCCCGACAGACUCGAUUCUUUGCUGUUUCACAACGAGGGAGAUGAGAGAUCCAGGUUGAAACAUAGACGGGUGUUGGUUCUCUGUCUAUCAGAUCUGAUCUACUGUGUACUUCACUACGUAGUAUGGAAAACAACCUGUUUUUAUUGUAAUUGUGGGAGAUUUUAACAUUGUAGACACCUUCUUGGAUUGUUAUCGGUUGGUUCUAUUUGGUGCUUCUUGUUUCCAAAAGGUACUGACCCACGACCCCACGAUGAAUUUUUACUGUCUUUAGUUUAGGGUAAUCUCCCCCAUCUCUCCCUCAACACACAACGCUCUGUGGAUAGGCACUGUUUUAGAUAAUGAAUUGCAUCUUAAAUGAUUUUACGUAGAUUUUUAAGUUCAGAUCAGAAUAGGUCUUAUGGUAUGGAAGGACGUAAUGUCAAAGCACAUGCUGUCAUAGACACCCCCACCAUGUGUGGGCUGGUUAUCUGUACUGUCAUAGACACCAUGUGUGGGCUGGUUAUCUAUACUGUCAUAGACACCCCCACCAUGUGUGGGCUGGUUAUCUAUACUGUCAUAGACACCCACACCCUGUGUGGGCUGGUAAUCUAUACUGUCAUAGACAGCAUGUGUGGGCUGGUUAUCUAUACUGUCAUGGACACCAUGUGUGGGCUGGUUAUCUGUACUGUCAUAGACACCAUGUGUGGGCUGGUUAUCUAUACUGUCAUAUACACCAUGUGUGGGCUGGGUAUCCAUCCUGGUAUUGUGCUCUCAUGACCUCAAAUCGUACUGCUCUGAUUGUGCCAACCUGUCCCCUCAAUAUGACAUCACAGGCUGAACCAACGCUGUUCAUUCAUUUAAUGGUUUGUAGGUUCAACAUCAAGUCUGAGUUCAAGAUUGUGCCCUAUUCCUUAUGUAGUACACUCCUUUAGACCAGGACCCAUAGGGCUAUAGUGAAAAGUAGUGCACUAUAUAGGGAAUAGGGUGCAACCCAUUGAGUAAGUCAUUAUGGUGUAGUUUAUCAAUGGCAGUGGAUGACACGGAACAAUAGAUUCAUUACCUCCUUGUAUAAUGCUAUUAUUUUAUAUGAAAUUGUGACAAAUGAUUUUGUUAAAACAAAAUGAACGUUUGGAAAGUAAUCAACGACACUAAUAUAAACAUUUUCUUUUAAUAUAUAUAUAAAUAAAGAAACAAAAUAUUUAUCUGGUUACUGUGUUUAACACUUCAAAUCACAUCUCACUAUGUGUUCAAAUAAAACCAGAUUGAUUUGUCCCCCUGUAUAUUCUAUAUAAAUCAUGGUUAUCUUCAGUGGUCAGCCUCCCCGUGUUGUUCAGAUAUCUGAUAUCGAGUCAUACUCCAUAUCUCUAUGCUUCAAAGUUACAUCUCCCAUUGGUUGUUGAAGUAACUGUUAAUCAGAGCUGAUAUUUCCCAUUGGUUGUUGAAGUAACUGCCAAUCAGAGCUGAUAUUUCCCAUUGGUUGUUGAAGUAACUGCUAAUCAGAGCUGAUAUCUUCCCCUAUGGUGGUUUGUGAUUAUGGUUCUAUACUGUGGCCAUGUUCUCAACUGUCUUGCUUCUCAAACGGCACCCUAUUCCCUAUAUAGUGCACUACUUGUGACCAGGGCCCAUAGGGUAGUGCACUACUUCUGGCCAGGGCCCAUAGGGUAGUGCACUAUAUAGGGAAUAGGGUGCUAUUUGGGAUGCUACACCAUGGCUGCCUCAUACUGUUGUUUUGAUCUCUCAACUCCUUCACAUACAGGAUUGUAUUCAUUAGGUAUCUAACGGAAGAAAACAGACAAACAGGAAGGGACGACUUGGACUUGUCCAUUUUAAGAACUGUUUUUAUUUUCAGUUGAAAAAUGUUUGUACAUAAAAAGUGAUUUUAGGGCAUUUUAAACACGUCCGCAAUGAUAACCUGUCUCUCGUGAGGUUUGGCGAGGAUUCAACCAUGGUACAAAAAUUCACAAUACUCUGUGACCCUUCGGGGGUCAAACACCUCAAUUAGAUCCUCUGCUGUCACUCCGUAUGUGAUGAGUUCCCUUUCUGAUCAGAAAACGAUCAAUAGUUUAAGUGAUAUUCCGAAAGAAGUGGUGCUUCGAUGAUUCCAAGUUAGUCAUCAAAAACAUGUUUCCGUGAUUUUUUAUUUUUUUUUGAUUUUUUGGGGGGGAAGAAAAUCUGUUUCUGAAAUUUUGUAUCCCAGUUUAUAUUCAACUAGAAGACAUUAUCUGAAAUGUGUGGAAUGUAGAUGUAUACUAUACUGUUAAUGUAGGCCUAAGACAAGUUGGCUUUUCUGUUUUUUUUUAUUAUUCACUUUUGAUACUGUGAAAAUCUUUCGUUCAGAAAGAUUAAAACAUUACAGUUUUGACAAAAUAAAGUGUGGUGUUUUAUUUG
This is a messenger RNA of Salmo salar (Atlantic salmon), 6033 nucleotides long. Its product is annotated as protein FAM193B. Lineage: Eukaryota; Metazoa; Chordata; Actinopteri; Salmoniformes; Salmonidae. The record is from RefSeq and is a predicted model, not a curated record. Gene Ontology annotation, cellular component: cytoplasm; nucleus.